Messenger RNA from Cynocephalus volans (Philippine flying lemur), 1251 nucleotides. It is a transcript of the gene EMC8, whose product is annotated as ER membrane protein complex subunit 8. Bases 253 to 885 code for a protein of 210 amino acids. The transcript has 5 exons. Gene Ontology annotation, cellular component: EMC complex. The record is from RefSeq and is a predicted model, not a curated record. NCBI's taxonomy places the organism in Eukaryota, Metazoa, Chordata, Mammalia, Dermoptera, Cynocephalidae.
GCGCUUUCCGGCGGAGCCCGGCGAGAAGCGCGAGUGUAUCCGAGGUGGAGCCGGCUUCUCAGAGGCCGGGGCUGCGGUCGAGGUGCCGAGGCUCGAGGGGGUCCGGGCCGGUGGAGGCCCUGCCAGCCCGUGGCCGCGCCGGGCGGUCGCGGCCGCCUCGCCCUGCUUCUCCGCUGAGGCGCCGCGGGGCCGGGCACGGGACCCAAGCUUCAGCCGCGCGCCCAGGGGCCUCCGGGGCCCUCCGGGCUCAGCAUGCCUGGGGUGAAGCUGACCACCCAGGCCUACUGCAAGAUGGUGCUGCACGGCGCCAAGUACCCGCACUGCGCCGUCAACGGACUCCUGGUAGCUGAGAAGCAGAAGCCGCGCAAGGAGCACCUCCCCCUGGGCGGCCCGGGCGCCCACCACACCCUCUUCGUGGACUGCAUCCCCCUCUUCCACGGAACCCUGGCCCUCGCGCCCAUGCUGGAGGUGGCCCUCACCCUGAUUGAUUCAUGGUGCAAAGAUAAUAGCUAUGUGAUUGCUGGUUAUUAUCAAGCUAAUGAACGAGUAAAGGAUGCCAGUCCAAACCAGGUUGCAGAGAAGGUGGCCUCCAGAAUCGCCGAGGGCUUCAGUGACACCGCUCUCAUCAUGGUAGACAACACCAAGUUCACAAUGGACUGUGUGGCACCUACGAUCCAUGUGUAUGAGCAUCAUGAGAACAGAUGGCGGUGCAGAGACCCACACCAUGACUACUGUGAAGACUGGCCAGAGGCACAGAGGAUCUCAGCGUCACUCCUGGAUAGCCGGUCCUAUGAAACGCUCGUGGAUUUUGAUAACCACCUGGAUGACAUUCGGAAUGACUGGACAAAUCCAGAGAUCAAUAAAGCUGUUCUGCACCUGUGCUAGGCAGGGACUACAGUGACUGUUGUCUGGACACUUCCACUAUGCUGAAGAAGAAAACCUAUUUUUAAAUGUAAAUAGAAUACUUGUAGCCUGUGUGGAAAGCUGACAGUUGUAAGAAGUGGCAUGUGCCUUGAAAGAGGGCAGAAUGUCCAGUCAUCUUCUUAAUGCAGAGUCUCUAGAAGAGGUACAGACUGUCCAAUCUGACCAUCCCUGUGGAUUCUUUCCCAGUUGUAUGUUGCUAUAAUCUUCCAAAUCAAAGCUAUUUCUGCUUGUCCAAGAUCGUUCCUAUUAAACAGUUUUAACCUUUUAUAAUCUGGAGAGAAUACUUUUUAAAGUUUAUGAACUGUCUUUAAAAACAAAGCUACAUCU